This is a messenger RNA of Racocetra persica, 150 nucleotides long. NCBI's taxonomy places the organism in Eukaryota, Fungi, Glomeromycota, Glomeromycetes, Diversisporales, Gigasporaceae. The record is from the annotation of a GenBank genome assembly.
AUGGCACAAACUUAUAGCCAGCAGCAGCCAAUGCAACAGUCUCAAAUACCAGAAUAUACCUUACCGGGCGUGCUUCGUUUUCUCCAAUUAGAAUGGAGGCGCUACGAGCGAGACAGAAAUGAAUGGGAGAUUGAGCGUGCCGAAAUGAAG